AUGAGGUUACUCUGGAACAAGCAGUUUUGUGAUGGUGUAACAGAUCCAAAUUUUGGGCCAACAUGUGGAAGGAUUCUAGGAAUUAGUUUCGACCCUAUUAGUGGAUCUCUCUAUCUGGCGGACACAUUCUUUGGUUUUGGAAUCGAAGGUGCAAAUGGCGUUCGAUUCAAUUUUCUCACUGGCUGUGAUGUUAAAAUUAUUUCUCUUUUCUUCAGGAACAAGCAGCUUUGUGAUGGUGCAACGGACCCAGAUUUGGGGCCAACUUGUGGACGAAUUUUGGGAGUUAGUUUCGAUCCUUUCACUGGACAACUCUACAUGGUGGACACAUUCUUUGGUCUUGCUGUGGUAGGUCUAAAUGGUGGGAAAGCUGCAAUAAUUGCUUACAGUGCAAAUGGUGUCAAAUUCAAUUUCAUCACUGGCUGUGAUGUUAAUCCAAUUUACAAGGGAGCUCAUCAUUACAAAUGGAAGUCAAACAUUUGA
Molecule: messenger RNA, 480 nt
Organism: Coffea arabica (coffee)
Lineage: Eukaryota; Viridiplantae; Streptophyta; Magnoliopsida; Gentianales; Rubiaceae
Source: RefSeq, a predicted model, not a curated record